Molecule: messenger RNA, 195 nt
Organism: Arabis nemorensis
Lineage: Eukaryota; Viridiplantae; Streptophyta; Magnoliopsida; Brassicales; Brassicaceae
Source: the annotation of a GenBank genome assembly
AUGAAGAAUCUCAUGACACAAUUCUCCUAUCAAGUAACGUAUUAUGAAAACGGAGACGACGCUAUCGCUUUCUUGAAGAAGAAGAAACAUGAGAUUGAUUUAGUGCUUUGGGAUUAUCAUAUGCCUAAUAUUAAUGGACUCGAAGCUCUCAAAACCAUUGGUAAAGAAAUGGAUUUACCCGUUGCAAAUGAUUGA